Molecule: messenger RNA, 1344 nt
Organism: Fragaria vesca subsp. vesca
Lineage: Eukaryota; Viridiplantae; Streptophyta; Magnoliopsida; Rosales; Rosaceae
Exons: 6
Coding region: 19-1221 (400 amino acids)
Cellular component (GO): cytoplasm
Source: RefSeq, a predicted model, not a curated record
AAAAACAAUGGAUAUUUGAUGGUUUCAUCCAACGGAGGACUAAAUCAGAUGCGAUCUGGUAUAUGUGACAUGGUAGCAAUUGCAAGAUACUUAAACGUCACGCUUAUAGUUCCUGAGUUGGAUAACACCUCCUUCUGGAAUGACCGCAGUCAAUUUGAAGACAUAUUCGAUGUGGAUUAUUUCAUUACCUCGUUGAGAGAUGAGGUCAAAAUUUUGAGAGAACUACCUCCUAAGCAGAAGAAGAAAGUGGAAUUAGAGUCCCUUUAUUCCAUGCCCCCGAUUAGUUGGUCCAACAUGACUUACUACUAUAACACGAUUCUUCCUCGCAUACAAACAUACGAAGUUGUACACUUCACAAAAACAGAUGCUAGGCUUGCCAACAAUGGCAUCCCUGAAGAGGUUCAGAAGCUUCGCUGCCGUGCUAACUACCAGGCUCUGAGAUUCUCUCCUGUGAUUGAGGCAUUAGGCAAGAAAAUCGUUAAUAUCCUCCGCGAAAGAGGCCCUUUCUUGGUUCUUCAUCUCCGGUACGAAAUGGACAUGGUGGCCUUUUCUGGUUGCACUGAGGGUUGCACUCGAGAAGAGAUUGAAGAGACCACGAAAAUGAGAUAUGCUUAUCCAUGGUGGAAAGAAAAGGAGAUUGAUUCAGAGAAGAAGAGGAAGGAUGGACUUUGCCCUUUAACACCUGAAGAAACUACUCUAGCAUUGAGAGCACUAGGCAUUGAUCGUAAUAUCCAAGUCUAUAUUGCUGCUGGAGAUAUAUACAAGGCAGAGAGGAGACUGGCACCUCUCAAAGAAGCUUUUCCAAAUUUGGUGAGAAAGGAGACACUAGUUGAUGCAUCAGAUCUUCUUCCUCUCCAAAACCACUCGAACCAGAUGGCGGCUCUGGACUACUACGUCUCGAUAGAAAGUGACAUCUUUGUCCCAACAUAUGGAGGAAACAUGGCAAAAGUAGUUGAAGGCCAUAGAAGAUACUUGGGAUUCAAGAAAACCAUUCUUCUAGACAGGAAGGCUCUGGUGGAUCUGAUAGACCAGUACAACAAUGGAACCCUGAGCUGGAACGAGUUCGCCGUCGGAGUCAAUACUGUUCAUGCAGACCGUAUGGGAAACCCAACUUGGAGAUUGGAGGUUCCAGGAAAACCUAAACUAGAGGACUACUUCUAUACAAACCCAACUGAGUGUUUAACAAUGCCGGCUGAAGAUGAUGAUCAACUAUUACAGUAGUACCUCUGUACCUAGUACCUACACAGUCUUUCACAUAUAUUUUUCAUUUCUUUGGCUCGUAAUUUUGUGCUUCUUUUGACAAAUCAGAGAAGUGUUUCCAAGUCAUUGUAAUAUUUAUAAAUG